AACAGCAUGGCCCUCACUGUGCACCUACUGGCUUGUAUAUUUGGCAUGGGCUCAUGGAUUGCCAUCAAUGGACUUUGGGUGGAGCUGCCGCUCAUUGUGAACGUGCUCCCCGAAGGCUGGGACCUCCCCUCGUACCUCACUGUCAUCAUCCAGUUGGCCAAUGUGGGACCUCUGUCAGUCACCCUCAUGCACAAGUUUGCACCAGGGAAGAUGAAAGAGAUUAUUGCCAUAUAUGUCAUUAUCAGCAUCGGGAUACUGGCCAGCUUAUUGCUGGUGUUCUUUUGGAAGGAAACUACACUCCUGGCAGGUAAAUUACACAGCACAGCAUUUCUGAUCUUGACGUUUUUCUUAUCGUUGGUGGACUGCACGUCUUCUGUGACCUUUCUCCCUUUCAUGAUGAGACUCCAGACAAUGUACAUCACCACUUACUUCAUUGGAGAAGGUCUAAGUGGCUUUGUCCCUGGCAUUGUGGCCAUAGGCCAGGGCGCUGGGAUGAUCAAGUGUGUGAAUGUCUCGAAGGCAGCCAACAUGACCAUGGAGAACCUCACCGAUGGAGCGAGUCUCUACCAGACUGAAGCCCAUUACUUGCCUGCUAACUUCUCCACUGAAACGUUCUUGAUUUUCCUCAUGGUCAUGAUGAUUUUUUGCCUGGUGGCUUUUGUUUUCCUCACUCGGGUCGCCUGUAUAUCUCACAAGAGUCCCAGUGAAGAGCAAGUCUCAAAUCAAGCAGUUCAUGUCUCCACCACUGAACCAGAACUGAGUAAAUACUUCUCCAAGCGACCAGCGGAUGCCCAAGGCCCCAGUCUAACAAGUCUUCAGAAACAGGUGGCCAAUUCUAAGUUUGCAACUGAAGCACAAAAUUUGACAAUCUGUGUGCUCACGGGGUAUUCCAGACAUCAGCUCCUGUUCCUUUACCUUCUGGUAGUCUGGGUGAAUUCAUUGACCAAUGGCUUUCUACCAUCAGUGCAGAGCUACUCAUGCUUGCCUUAUGGGAACACCGCCUACCACCUUUCGGCUGCCUUGAGCUCCAUGGCUAAUCCUGGUGCCUGUAUCAUUGCUUUAGUCCUGCCCAACAGGUCCUUGUUGCUGCUGGGGUCUCUGACUCUGCUUGGAACGACAUUUGGUGCCUACAACAUGGCCAUGGCUGCCCUGAGUCCCUGCCCCUUACUGCAGCAUUCUUCAGCUGGCUCUGCCCUGAUUGUCGUUUCAUGGAUUUUAUUUACUGGGACCUUGUCCUAUGUCAAGGUGAUGAUUGGAAUCAUUUUCCGCGAUGAGAGCCACAGCGCCCUGGUGUGGUGUGGAGCAGCAGUGCAGUUUGGCUCCAUGAUUGGAGCACUGACUAUGUUUCCGCUUGUAAAUGUGUUUGAGGUUUUUCAAACUGGGGACAACUGCAAUACAAACUGCCCCCUCUAA
Molecule: messenger RNA, 1413 nt
Organism: Pristis pectinata (smalltooth sawfish)
Lineage: Eukaryota; Metazoa; Chordata; Chondrichthyes; Rhinopristiformes; Pristidae
Gene: slc52a3-1
Product: solute carrier family 52 member 3
Exons: 3
Coding region: 7-1413 (468 amino acids)
Biological process (GO): riboflavin transport
Cellular component (GO): plasma membrane
Molecular function (GO): riboflavin transmembrane transporter activity
Source: RefSeq, a predicted model, not a curated record